UCAUAAGACUACAGUAGCUUCUUGGACCAUUCGUCUGCUCAGAUUAGGUGGCUGUUCUAUUUGGAAAAUUGAUACAGUGAUCGAUGUGUGCAUUCAAGAUAUUUAUUUAAUUCAAUAUUCUAAGAGAACGCCAUAAACAACUGGACAAAACUGAGGCCUUCAAGGCCACUGAUUAUUACCUCUUUACAAGAAAUCAUCGCAUGACAGAACAGCGAUCAUCCAAUCAGCAAUGUCAUGGCGACGAAAAGGAAUCUAAAUGUAAAAGAUGGCUCAGGCAAGUACUGACAAAUAUAGCGAUGACCAAUUGAACUAUUUUCGAGUUUGUCACGUGACAGCUACCGUCAUUCCAGUUGGUCUUCGUACUGUGUUUAAACAACAAUGGAAUGCUCGCUAUAAGACAUCUCAUGGUGAAUGGAACGACACUGCAAAAAAUGGAGUUGAUUUCGAUAGUUUAACGUCGCCAAAAGAAAGAAUAACGAAGGCUAGAGAACUUUCCAUUAUCAAAAAUGGGAAAAGCUUUGAAUGGGACUGCACAUGUUUGUUUUACGGGAUACUUUACUCCAAUUGUAUAGGAAGAAACACGCUUGACCCUAAAGUAAAGAAGGCUGUAGAUGAUCUGCGACAGUAUCGUAACAAGUAUGCCCACUGUCAUCAAAGCAAAGUAACUGAUGCAGAUUUCCAGGCUUCAAUACGAGAUGUAAUUAACGCUUUCGAUGAUUUAAAACUGGAUACAAAUGCCGUUAAAAAACUUAAAUCGCAAACAAGUUUUCAAACGAAUGAGCUCCAAAGAAUUCAAGAUCAACUGGAUAAGGAGAAGAAACGCAACCAGGAGCCACAGACAUUUUGUGAAUUUCCACCCAAACCAUCGCAUGAAACCAUUGCACGUUCGAACGAAGUAGAUAAAAUAAUUAAAGAGAUGAAAACAUUACAAAGCCGUCAUCCAAACGAGGUGACACAUGUCUACCUGUCAGGGAAUCCAGGCUGUGGAAAAAGUGAAACCGCAAGACAAAUUGGCGAAAAGGUGUUUCAUGAAUCAGCGGGAGCUUCGUCGAAAACAUUUGUUUUCACACUAAAUGCGUCCAGCGUAGACACACUACUGAGAUCGUACAUUAACUUUUCUCGUUUUCUCCGAAUAGACGAAGACUCCAUCCAAAGCACUGUAUCAUCGAAAACAAUUUCACGACCUGAGGAUAAAAUUCUGCAUUUCAUUGGACUCGUUAAUCCUAAAUUAGCAAUGUUCUCCUCGUGGCUAAUGAUCGUCGAUAACGUGGUCGAUCUUAAGAAGAUAUCAACAUUUUUCCCUCGCCUAGGACAAAGUGUAACGGGAAAAGGACAAUUAUUGGUGACUACACAAGACAGUCAAGCGAUUCCUCCUGCAAGUUCUAAAGUCUACCACAAAUCUCUAAGUAAAGGAAUGGAGCCUGAAGAUGCUGUAAAUGCUCUAUGUGCAAUCUCACAACACGAUGAAGAUAAAGACGUGGCGCUUGAAAUUGCAAAAGCACUUGAUUUUCAACCACUAGCUCUUGCCUGUAUUGCUGUCUACAUGAAGCUAGUCAAUCAACAUGGCACCGCUGUAACUUGGCCUAACUGCCUUACAAAGAUCAAAGAAGGAAAACACGAAAAAACAGAAAAACCGUACCUCGAUACCAACGUUCAAGUCUAUUCACAAUCGAUGGCAACAGCUGUGAAGAUGGCUUUAGAUAGGGUGGCCGAGGAAGAUAAUGUCAUGAUGCUUGCAUUUCAGAUAUUGUCAGUACUUGCCUUGGAUCCAAUACCGAUUAAGUACGUUGCUCAAUAUGUUGUCCUGUGUAUGCCAGAGGAAGACGAAGACCUUAUACAAGCUCACAUUGCACGCUCUUCUCUCGUUCUCAUCUCUGAUGAUGGCCAAAAUGUCCGUGUUCAUCAAAUUGUAUAUGCUGCAUUACAAGAAAACGUAAGAUAUACAGUUGAAGGAGAUUGUCAUAGUUUGGCAAAUGUGAUUCUAUCGUUUUCCGAGCUAACUAUUAAAGAUGAUGAAGAGCCGGAUUAUGACUUCAUAACAUGUACCAAGUCUCUUACUCCACAUUUUCUAACUUUGCAGACAAUCGUAUAUUCAAGCUUGUUUGUAGGCAUGAAUAAAGAAAGAACACUUGAGGUAGCAAAAUGUAUUUCGUGCUCAAUUGGUAAGAUAUGUUACAUAAAUGGUAAGCUAGAAUCAGCAAGAAAAUAUCUUGAAAUGUCUAUCACAAUGAAAGAAAACUUUUGUACUGGCAUCGAUCUUUUGACAGAACGAAAUGCACUUGGAGAAAUUCUUUAUGAUCUUCAAGAAUUCACGAAGGCAAAAUAUUGCUUCGAACAAGCACUAGGUGGUGAUUAUGAUGCUAAUCUUAACAUCAGCAAAACAAGUGGUUUGUACCUACGCGCACUGACUAAUCUCGGGUUGACACUUUCCUGUGACGAACUCGGAGAGAAGCAGGAAGCCGAACGAUGUGUAAAGAAAGCACUUCCAUUCAUCGAAAAGAUAACUCCAGAUUUUCCAUUUGGUGGUCGAAUAUUCAACAAUAUUGCAAUGGUGUACUAUCAUCAUAUGAUCUAUGCAGAAGCAAAAACAUUUAUGGAAAAAUCGGUUGCUUGUGACAAGAAAAAAUAUGGCGACAAUCAUCCUUUUCUAUCUAAGAAAUACAACAACCUUGCAAUAGUACUUAACUCAAUGCAAGAACAUAAUAUGGCUAAACAAUACUUGCAAAAGGCAAUUUUCAUCUCAAAGCACUCUCUUGAUGAAAACCAUCCCUACAUAUCAAUUUACUACGGCAAUCUUGCCAGACCGCUAACAUCUCUCAACCAGCACGAAGAAGCCAAGAAAUGCUUGGAAAGAGCACUCGAUAUUGACGAACGUGUGUAUGAUGACAACCAUCCAACAUUAGCCAGAGAUUUAAACAACCUCGCUAUGGUCUUAAAAGAUCUCAGACAGUAUGAGGAAGCCAAGAAAUGCAUGGAAAGAGCAGUCGCUAUUGACGAACGUGUUUAUGGUGACAACCAUCCAACAUUAGCCUUUCAUUUUAUUAACCUCGGUCGAGUCCUAAAACAUCUCAGAAAGUACGACGAAGCCAAGAAAUGCAUGGAAAGAGCACUCGCUAUCGAGGAACGUGUUUAUGAUGUCAACAAUCCAACACUAGCACUCUAUUUGAGUACCCUCCAUUCCGUGCCUCUAGAUCUCAAACGUUAUAGGCGAAAAAGAAGAAAUCCACUGAGAGAGAACAUCAUUUUUGUGAGGUUCAUGCAUCGUCUUAAUCGGCUCCGAAAAAUUUUCAAGUAACGAUAUGGGGUAGGACGCCAACGUGCCUUCAAGCAUAGCUAAUCAUCCCAUCUACAUCAAGAUCAUGUUUUUCAAGUACUUCGUUUUCAAAUUAACCACAACUCCUACAACGAAACUGCCUCCGUCAACCUCCUACUCAAUAUCCGCGUCAUGCUGAGGGUAAGUCUGUCAAGCCAACCAUAAACUCUGUCCAGACCAUCGAGCUUGUUGUUUAGUCGUGCACUUUGAAAAAGUAGAAUUUUGCUGGGAAAACGAAAACAAUGCCCAAAUAAAAAGACAUCUAAAUGCAGUCUCAAUCCAAUUGAAAUUUUGCGAAAAAAAAAACACGCAAAACAAAACAAAACAAAAAAACUGAGAGAUGCAAUCCACACAUAUGACGGAAAUCUUUGUUCUCACAAGUUCUUGUUGCGGAUUCAAAAUUUUUUCGACUUUGGACAAUGUGUGCCGUGGGACUGAAGUUAUUGUUGCCGACGAAUAAUUUUUCAACCUGGUCGACACGUAUCCGUAUUGGAAAAGUUUCAGAUAUAUCCACUUGAAAAAACCCGUUUUUGAAGAUUUCCCGCGGUUGGCCACUUGAUGCGACCCGCAGUAGCGUAACAAAAACUAUUUGCGGUUCAAAAAUUCUCGUCAUUGUGCUGAGAUGGAAGUUAAAAACAGAGCUAUAAGCCCAUGUAAUAAAAUGUAUUUCAUACAACUGUUUAACAGUUUAGAAUAGCUGCAAUCGUUGCCAAAAUAGCUUGGACUACAGAAUAAAUUGUCUUCAGUUACAUUCACAAAUGUCCUUCCUAGCCCCUUUUCAUCCUUUGAUCAAAGUUUUUGGAGACACUUUUUUGUAAAGUUUUGUACUAUGAUAGCAUGUUCAAUUGCAUUCAGGGGGCUCUGAAGAGGAGGGGAAAUUGGGGUGAAAUUGUUUGCUGGUGUAUGUUAACUUGCAUAAUAUGAAGAAAUUCACUUGAAUAGUCCAAGCGCUUG
This is a messenger RNA of Exaiptasia diaphana, 4267 nucleotides long. RefSeq lists its product as uncharacterized. Bases 266 to 3295 code for a protein of 1009 amino acids. The transcript has 5 exons. The record is from RefSeq and is a predicted model, not a curated record. Gene Ontology annotation, molecular function: protein binding. Lineage: Eukaryota; Metazoa; Cnidaria; Anthozoa; Actiniaria; Aiptasiidae.